Messenger RNA from Athene cunicularia (burrowing owl), 2917 nucleotides. It is a transcript of the gene RHPN1, whose product is annotated as rhophilin Rho GTPase binding protein 1. Gene Ontology annotation, molecular function: protein binding. Bases 481 to 2517 code for a protein of 678 amino acids. Gene Ontology annotation, biological process: signal transduction; negative regulation of stress fiber assembly. Lineage: Eukaryota; Metazoa; Chordata; Aves; Strigiformes; Strigidae. The transcript has 14 exons. The record is from RefSeq and is a predicted model, not a curated record.
GAGCUGGGGUAUCUCUCUGUAAGGGGGGGUGUCCUUGGGGGUUCACCCCCCCGAGCGGGGGUAUCUGCCAGGGGGGUGUCUCUGGGGGUUCACCUCCCCUGAGCGGGGGUAUCUCUGUCAGGGGAGUGUUUCUGGGAUUUCACACACACACCCCCCCCGAGCUGGGGUAUCUCUGUCAGGGGGGUGUCUCUGGGGGUUCACCCCCCCGAGCGGGGUUAUCUGUCGGGGGGAGCGGGCUGUGGGCUCCCGUCCAGGCAGGUGUUAGUCGUGAGGCGAUAGGGGAGCAGGGACUAGUGGGGGGGUUUAAGCCCCCACCCAGGGCAGGGCUGAGCUCUGAACCCCUCCGCGGGGGCUAGUAGGGUGUGGGGCUGGGCCAGGAGAACCAGAGGAGCCCCAGAGCCCCCCCCCCUGUGAGGUCAGGCGGGAGCCCCCCAGGCGUGGGCCCACCCCUCCGUGCCCGUGGAUGCUGCACCCCCGGAGAUGAUGCCACCCGAGGAGGAGAGCCCCGACGGCAGCGGGGAAGGGGACAGGGACAGUGACCUUGUCCUCCUGCGAGCCCUGAAGUGCGGCAGCGCCCGGAAGCAGGGCUGUGACCCCUUCGCCCAGACCCAGCGCAGCAAACUGCAGCAUCGCCGGGCGCGGAUUAACCAGCAGAUCAACAAGGAGAUGAGGAUGCGAGCAGGGGCAGAAAACCUCUUCAGGGCCACCAGUAACCAUAAGGUCAAAGAGACGGUUGCCCUGGAGCUGAGCUACGUGAACUCCAACCUGCAGCUGCUGAAGGAGGAGCUGGAGGAGCUGAACAGCAGCGUGGACGUGUACCAGAACGACAGCGAGUCCAUCAGCGUCCCCAUGAUCCCUUUGGGCCUGAAGGAGACAAAGGAGCUGGAUUUGCUGAUACCUCUGAAGGAUCUCAUCAGUGAACACUAUGGAGAGGAAGGCAUCUUGUUUGAAAAAGAAAUUAAAGAGUUCAUGGAGCUACGGCAGGCAAUGCGCACCCCCAGCCGCAACGAAGCUGGGCUCGAGCUCUUGAUGGAAUAUUACAACCAGCUCUACUUCCUCGACAGCCGUUUCUUCCCUCCCACCAAAAGCCUGGGUGUCUUCUUCCACUGGUUGGUGCAGCUUUCCCCAUCCCAACUGGGGCAUCCAAGAUGUUUGAUGUAUGAGCUGGGUUGCCAGCUCUUCUCUUCCUCCUCUGCUAGUGGGGAAACCUUUGUGGUCCAAAAGUCUGACCUUCCCGCUUACAAGCCCGGUGGCUACCAGGAGCUUCUCCCUCUUGCAGGUGCCUUUAAUUACCUGAAGGAAAACUUCUCCAAUGCUCCCAGCCUGGAUAUGAGCGCCGCCUCCUUGAAUAUGCUGGUGCGGCUGAUGGUCGCCCAGGUCCAGGAGUGUGUCUUUGAGAAGAUGACCUUGCUGCGUGCCCAGCAUGACUUCCUUGCCCGGCUACAACUGGCCCAGGAGGCGGCAAGGGUGGAAGAUGUCUACUCACUGGUGCACCAGACGAUGACCCAGGCCCACGUGAAGGAUUACGUUCCCUUCUCUUGGACCACCAUGGUCCACGUCAAGUCAGAGCAUUUCAAAGCCCUCUCCCACUACUUCGCUGCCAUCGCUCUCUGUGACUGCCCCGCGGCGUCAGAUGAUGAACUGCCAGAGCAGGAGAAGGCUUUUAUACAGUUCCACGUCACCAUGCCAGAGGGACCGUCACUCCCCAUCCUGCUGCAGGACCCCGAGGAGAGGAGGAAGCUGGGCAAGGCUCACCUGAAGAAAGCCAUCAUGAAGCACGAGGAAGCCAUGAGGAUUCACGGCUUGUGCAAGAUCCUGCGGAAGAUGGAUAUCCUCCAGGAGGUCCUCUCCUUCGCCCACAAACGCUCGCUGAGUAAAUACUCAGAAAUCGACCACGAGGAAGACUUCUUUGAAACUGGAGAUGCCCCGGACAUUCACCCCAAAACACACCAGAAACCAGAGAUAAAAUCCCCCAACUUCUCCCAGGUGAAGGUGACCGACCUCUUCCACAGGCUGGGACCCCUUUCAGUUUUCUCAGCCAAAAACAAAUGGUACCCAGCACGAAGAGUCCACCUGAUGAGAGGAGAGAACGGUUUUGGGUUCACAUUGCGAGGAGACUCCCCCGUCCUCAUUGCUGGUGUCAUCCCAGGGGGCUGCGCUGCCGAAGCUGGGCUGAAGGAGGGAGACUACAUCAUCUCGGUGAAUGGCAAGGACUGCAAGUGGUCCAAGCACGCCGAGGUGGUUCAGCUGCUGAAGAGCACUGGGGAGGAGGGAGUGGAGAUCAGUGUGAUAACCCUGCAGGGCUCAGAGGGAUCGAAAACCGCAGACAAGAAGGCAGCGGCGAUGUCCUCGGGCAGUGGGAUGCUGAAGAGCAACAAGGAGAACAGCCGGAAGAGCCUGAUGAACAGCAAGAGCGCCAGCACGCUGCUGGUCUGGAGCAAGAAGAGCAAGCGGAGCAAGAAGAGCACCUACAGCGUCCCCUUCACCGCGGUGGGAGACAACGAGGCCAUGUACUGAAGCGGCCACCGGGCCGGGUUGUGUCCCACGAGCUCCGGGGCUGGCUGCCCUUGAACCUUGGCAAGCACCGGUGGCCCGUCCUGGCUGUGCUGGUGUCGGUGCUGCAAGGACCCCCCUGCCCCGGGGACGUGCUGCUGGUCGGAUCCUCUCCGAAGAGGCGAGUGACGUGCAGUACCAGACUCCUCCAUCUCCCAACUCCUGUGUUAAGUGAUCCUCAGCUAAAGAACACGGCGAAACACUGAUUUUUAUUCUUCAUUUUUGCAUUUUUAUUUUCUUUCGCUCUUAAGGGGUCCUGGGGAGCUGCGCUUCAGUAUAAAGCGGGGACUGGUUUGUGUCUUCUGCUCGGUGCAAGAAGCAGCCAAACCAAGCCCCAGCCAUUAAAGCAAAAGCUGUAACCUUC